UCCUUUUGAACUACCACUUUGUUUUUUUUUCAAUCUCCGGCGGAUUGAUUCCGAAAUGUUCCGCCGUCUCUUACCGCACUCAAAAUUCACCUCCUCCAGCAGGCGACACCACGAUGCGCCACUGCCGCCGGGAGUUGAAUUCAACACCCGGCUUUUAAUCCGCCUCCUCUCCCUCCUUUACUGGUGGACCGCUAUCCACCGCGGAAACACUUAUCCGCUAGCUCGUUCACUUUGACCGGUUCUUCCGGCAGAUAAGGCACCACAACUUACCUUGCACCUGGCCAACCUGGUCGAAAUCCUCCCGCACUCCAACAAGCACCAACAACAACCGACCUGGAUCAAAAAAAAUCUGAUUUGACAUGUCAAAUCGUGAACCAAAGUUUAUAGUACAGAAAAGCCUUAAAUUUAGUCUUUUUCUAAGUUUUGCACUAAGUUCUAAAAAAAAGCCUAAAAUUUAGGCCCAAAAAAAGACUAAUUUUUAGGCCUUUUUCUGACAACACUGACCGAACUUCAAAAAAGGCUAAAAAUAAGUCUUUAAAGACUAAUGCCGGUUUUCCGUGUACAAUUUCCAUAAUUCAAAAACAUGAAUCAAGUUACACCAGAACCAUUUGCGCGGAAUUUGCUAAUUUGUCGCGUUUGUGAAGCCCCGGAAGAUUUGCAGCCGCUUUUCAGUUCUGAUAUCGAAAGCGAUCUUGCCGCGAAAAUGGUUUGUUGUGCUUCAGUCCAGAUUUCCCAGAACGAUGGUCUUCCGCAGCAUCUUUGCAGCACCUGUCGCAACGAUUUGGAGGCAGCUUAUGCUUUUCGCGUACGCUGUGAAUGUGCCGAUUCCAACUUCCGCAAGCUUCUGAGUCUCAAAUCAGAACCGUUCGCAGAAGACGGCGACAUCAAAGAGGACAAAACCGCCACUUUCGAGGAAGACAUAGAUUCGGACGCUCCCAUCAGUGAGCUUCUGCCAAAAUCGGACACAGAUUUGCUUGACGACCCAAGCAGUUUUCACGAAGAGCAAGAAGCCAGUGACACCGGUGAAAAGGACUCGGAGGUAUUUACUUGUGAAACUUGCGGUAAAGUGCUCUCUACAUUCCAACAGUACCGAGCGCAUGUAAAAACCAAACAUGAACAACCUCGCAAAUUAACCGAAGCGCCAAAGAAAUUUGGUUGUGACAAAUGUUCGCUAGAGUUCAAAUGCCAAAGUGCUUAUCAACGUCAUAUUUCGGCAGUGCAUGAAAAACGAAGAGAUUAUCUGUGCAAAAUUUGUGGCGAAGCAUUCGCGGAAAAGUACGGGCUACGAUCGCAUCAAACAGUUCACGCGGACGAGCGCUAUCCGUGUUCCAAGUGUCCGUCGACGUUCAAGUGGAAGCGCAGCUUGAUUCACCAUGAACAGUUGCAUCUGCCGCCGGAAGAGCGGGAUCCAAAGCUGGUGAAGAAAUAUAAGCCGAGCAAAAAGAAAUAUAUCUGUUCGUUUUGCGGGAAAAUUUCCAACAACAUUUCCUGUCACGUUGUGCACGAACGUUGGCACACGGAUGAACGGCCUUAUAACUGCGUGACGUGCUCCAAGAAAUUCCGCACAAGCACGCAACUGAGGAAACAUGAACUAACUCAUACCAAUACAAGAUCCUAUGAGUGCCAAGAGUGCCAUAAAUGCUUUAGGCAGAAAUCACAUCUUGUGACUCAUACCUUAGUUCAUACACAGGAGAAAAAUCAUGUUUGUAAUAUUUGUUCAAAGGCGUUUUCAUUGAAGGCUUCUCUCCGAGCUCACAUGAAGUCACAUGAUAUUUUUGUGGCAAAUAAGUGAUAAGAUAAGGACAAGUUUCGAGCGUGCAAGCAGUGAAAUAAUAUAAAGAAUCG
Molecule: messenger RNA, 1845 nt
Organism: Culex pipiens pallens (northern house mosquito)
Lineage: Eukaryota; Metazoa; Arthropoda; Insecta; Diptera; Culicidae
Product: zinc finger and SCAN domain-containing protein 20-like
Exons: 2
Coding region: 584-1792 (402 amino acids)
Biological process (GO): regulation of transcription by RNA polymerase II
Cellular component (GO): nucleus
Molecular function (GO): DNA-binding transcription activator activity, RNA polymerase II-specific; zinc ion binding; RNA polymerase II cis-regulatory region sequence-specific DNA binding
Source: RefSeq, a predicted model, not a curated record